AUGUGCUCUGAUUUUGCUGAUGCCCAACUGUUUAAGUGCAAAUUUUCUAGUUCCGCAUUAAAAACUAUUGUUAUUGUCGGACUUAUUAAUUUGAUCAUUGAAGAUAUUCCUCAAUUCAUUAUUCAGAUAUUAUAUAAAGCUAAUACAACUGGAUUUUCUGUCAUACCAUUUAUAAGCUUAGUAUUAAGUUCCUUGGUUUUACUGUCCACUAUAAUCAGUCGACUCUAUGACAUUUUAAUUCAGUUCACUCAUGAUGAAAUUAAUGAUAAUAAACAUCCUGGCAAUGCUUUGCAAUCAAUCCCGGACUCUGUACAAACCGUGAAUAUUCAAAAUAUUUUUUACGAUAAACCACCGAAUCCUUCUUCUAUACAAAACCCUAAUC
Molecule: messenger RNA, 382 nt
Organism: Scutellospora calospora
Lineage: Eukaryota; Fungi; Glomeromycota; Glomeromycetes; Diversisporales; Gigasporaceae
Source: the annotation of a GenBank genome assembly